This is a messenger RNA of Aspergillus versicolor CBS 583.65, 1203 nucleotides long. Its product is annotated as M20 family metallopeptidase. The record is from RefSeq and is a predicted model, not a curated record. Gene Ontology annotation, molecular function: dipeptidase activity. The transcript is spliced from 3 exons. NCBI's taxonomy places the organism in Eukaryota, Fungi, Ascomycota, Eurotiomycetes, Eurotiales, Aspergillaceae. Bases 1 to 1203 code for a protein of 400 amino acids.
AUGGGGAAUCACAGGGACCAGGUACGGCGCGUGAUCAGUGACUAUCUUGCGGGCUUGGACCAGUCGUUGCAACGCCUCAAUCUCGAUAUACACGGCAACCCCGAGCUUGCCUAUGAGGAGCACUACGCGCAUGACACUAUAAGUACAUUUCUGGGACAGCUGGAUGUAGUGGUUACUCGCAGUGCGUACGGGCUAGCCACCUGCUUUGAGGCGACCGGUGGCUCCGGGGGACGCUGCGUCAACUUCAAUGCCGAGCUCGACGCCUUGCCAGGGAUCGGACAUGCAUGCGGGCAUAAUCUCAUUGCCACCGCUAGCGUGGCAGCCUUCCUCGCCCUGAGACACGCCAUUGCGGAGUUUGCGGUGCAGGGUCGAGUUCAACUGCUGGGGACCCCUGCCGAAGAGGAUGGCGGAGGGAAAAUCGGUCUGCUAAAGGCGGGCGCUUACGAGAAGGCCGAUGUAUCGCUGAUGGUGCACCCCAUGGCCGAGUCCAGCUUCCGUGACCGCGGUGUAGUUGGCGCCGCUGGCCAAAGGUCCAUUGCUUGCCUCGAUCUGGUGUGCACGUAUACCGGAGUAAGCGCCCAUGCAGGAGCUAAUCCUUGGGAGGGUGUAAAUGCACUGGACGCCUUUGUCACAGCAUACAUGAACAUCUCUGCUCUGCGUCAGCAGAUACAGCCGCAGGAUAGGAUUCAUGGGACAAUUCUGGAGGCUCCUCAAAUUACCAAUGCGAUACCUGAGAAGACAGUGGCGAAGUUCUCUGUUCGAAGCACCACCAUGAGUAGCCUGGCGCGUCUUGCUGAGCGUGUACGCCUCUGCUUGGAGGCUGGAGCCCUGGCCACGGGGUGUCAUGCUGCUUUCGAGGAUACCCCAGCAUACGCGGACCUGCGCGUAAACGAACAUCUGUGUGCGGAGUACCGCCGGUCUAUGCAGGAGCAGGGAGAGACGCUAUUGCGCGUGGAGGAUGAUGUUAUGACGGGGUCGACCGACCAGGGGAAUGUUAGCCAUGCCAUGCCGGCCCUCCAUGGUAUCAUUGGCAUCCCAGUUCCAAACGGCGCCCAGAACCACACUCACGAGUUCUGCGUGGCCUCGGGGCAGCUGGCUGCCUACAAAAUCAUGCUGAAAGCUGCUGCAGCUAUGGCCAUGACGGGCUGGGCAUUCUUAACAGAUGACUUGUUUUAUGCGAGGGUGGAAAAGGCGCACGAGUAG